GCGUGUGUGUGCGUGUGUGUGGACUUUACUCCCCCUGCCGAGGGGACUUUUGAGGGUGUGGUAAAAGAGGAGAUAUAAAGCAGGAGUGAGGCUGAGGAGGAGCACACCUGAGGAUGAAGAUGAAGACCUGCAACAACUUACCUGUGCUGCUUGCAGUUCUGCUGGCUGUGGUGUGUGUGUGUGAGGGUGUGACCUUCGGUCAGCUCUGCCAGGGGAACUCCGGGAACACGGUGAGGUCGUCAGACAGCUGGGGCCAGGGUCACUACGGGGCCCCCCGCGGGUCCAGGACACACCAAGGUCUGGACAUCACUUGUGCGGACGGCUCGGUGGUCUACGCCCCUUUUGACCUCACCCUCAGCGGCGAGCUCACCGUCUACACCGACGUCACCAAGGCGGCCAUUAACAGCGGCAUCAACCUGCGGGGGGAAGGUCUGUGCGUCAAGCUCUUCUACGUGGACCCUGACCAGACGUCUGGAACCGUGAGCAAGGGCCAGCGUAUCGGCGUCAUGAUGCCCAUGCAGAGCGUCUACCCGGGCAUCACCUCACACGUGCACGUGCAGCUGUGCGAUAAGAGCGACCCCACGCCCUACUUCUAAACUACUUUUCAUGUUGACCGCCUCAAACGUUCACUGAGCCUCCAUCAACACUUUAUUGACAAAUAGUGGCAAUAAUCUGACACAUAAAAUAUGUUGCAAUUAGUCCAGCUAACACGUGUCAUUAAUAAAGAGGUCAACUUG
Molecule: messenger RNA, 737 nt
Organism: Entelurus aequoreus (snake pipefish)
Lineage: Eukaryota; Metazoa; Chordata; Actinopteri; Syngnathiformes; Syngnathidae
Product: leukocyte cell-derived chemotaxin-2-like
Exons: 4
Coding region: 114-596 (160 amino acids)
Source: RefSeq, a predicted model, not a curated record